CUUGAUAUCAGAGACACGGGAAGGGACCGCCUGGGAGUCUCCAUCUUCUUUUGCAGACGAGUGUCGGAUGGUCGGUGAUGUUGAUUGCUGAUGGCUGGUGAAAAAGACGCGGACCCCAACAUACACGAAGUGAGAUACCAUGGUGGUCAGUCCUAGCUCGGAGAAAAUUCAGGCGCGUCGUCGGCUGGGCCUGUUUGUGAUUUCCUGCCUGUACACAGUCUUCUACAUUGGGGCAUUUUUCGGAUAUGGCCCGAUGCAGCUUUUGCUAGAGCAAAACAACGCGUUUUCCUGGAAAUGUAGCGCGGAACAACAAAGCGCCGGCGAAAUUUGCCCAGCUCAAACUUCUGCGCUUAUCAACGUUUCUUUCUUCGCGCAAAUUUCACAAAUUGUGUCGCCUUUGCUGGGACAGAUGGCGGAUCAGUUUGGAGCACACACGGUUGCAUACUUGAUGGCGGCAAGCAGCAUCGUCUUUUUAACAUUGCUCACGUUAGCAGCCCACUACCAUUGGGAUCGGGCUUUGUAUGUCGCGUUCGGUUUUGGCGCACUUUCUACCUGGUGUGGUGGACUGCUGUCGGUUCAAACUGGUUUGUUCUUUACGGGACAGACUAGAUCCCGGGUAAUUUUCGUCCUCAAUUCAUUAUUCGAUGCAGGCAGCAUUACGUAUUUGGGUUUGUGGGGCAUAGCGGAGGUUAGCGGGGCAUCGCUGGCACCAAUCGCCGGUGGAUAUCUGGGGCUAGCAGUGAUUUUGUUUGGGGCUGGUACAUACUUCUGGUCUGUGGCAGUGCCUGUCAGUGAGGAAUCCAAAGGGGCAGAUAACGAGCCUCAAAAGAAAACAGACGAAAUCUAUAAGGAUCCCAACAUACCGCAGCACGGUGGGGUCCCAGAUGACAAAUCAGUGGAAGGGUCUGCGUCUUUUGUAGACCAAGUCUCCAACGAUACCGACGCCGAUAAGGGAAUGGGAAGUGAUGGUGAAUAUGUUUUGGUUGCGGAUCGAAGUCCCAGGAAGCAGAUGACAUCUCCUCCUUUUCUAGCUUUGUCGCUCUUUUGGACAAUCCAUGUUACUUCCAACCAGUUUGCUCUAACUACCACACGUGACUUUCUUGCCUAUUUGGGCGACGAUGAGCUCGGGAACAGGUAUUUAACCAUUUUUACUCUCUUGCUCCCGGCUUCGCUGUGUGCACUCCCCUUUGUCGAUUAUAUGAUCAUCCGAUUUGGAUUUGUUGGAGGUUUUCAGGGUGUGAAUGCUCUCGCACUGGCAUAUGGAAUCAUCCGCGUGUCGUCGACCAACCUCAAGGUACAAGUCCUGGGAUUCAUCUUCUUUUCCUUCUUCCGGAGUUUUUUGUUUGGAGUCUUCUUCAGCUUUUUGCCAACACUGAUAUCUGGCAAUGUUGUGGGUAAAGCAACAGGAGCGAUGUUUUUCAUUACCGGCGUAACUGCUUUCAUCAAUAUUCCCCUGACCACCUUAGCGAUUGAAACGUUUGGUGGUGAUUUUUUCGUUCCUAAUCUUAUCUACUUGUGCCUGGUGCUACCCUGUAUAGCGGCGACUGUGUACAUCGGACGAGUUGUGGAAACAGAAAAGCUUGAACGACUACAACAGAACACCCAAAAAGACAGCCUCCGCUAGCUAGAAGACUCUACAGCCUCUUUUGUUGAACGCUACAGGCCUAAAAAUAGCGAGUCGCAUACACCAAGACAGUCGCAACGCGCAUUUGCUCUUCAUUCUAGAACUGCAUUUUUGUUCUAGCAAUUGCUUCGUGUUCCUUCAUUCUGGCAACACCUCGGAGGGUUCGGUACCAGUUGCCUGCUAGUAACGGCCGCGACUCGUAUCGAGAAGCCGAUUUUUCUUCUAAUGGAUGUAGGAUAUUCAGUAUGAGCAAAUGACAUCAACUGAACUUGCAAUGAAGAAAAACUGAAGGUGCAGAUAUUUACGUUUAAAAAGAAAGUGAAGCAUGCU
This is a messenger RNA of Phaeodactylum tricornutum CCAP 1055/1, 1954 nucleotides long. RefSeq lists its product with no specific name. The transcript has a single exon. Bases 140 to 1624 code for a protein of 494 amino acids. The record is from RefSeq and is a predicted model, not a curated record. Lineage: Eukaryota; Bacillariophyta; Bacillariophyceae; Surirellales; Neidiaceae.